This is a messenger RNA of Drosophila biarmipes, 430 nucleotides long. RefSeq lists its product as uncharacterized. Lineage: Eukaryota; Metazoa; Arthropoda; Insecta; Diptera; Drosophilidae. The record is from RefSeq and is a predicted model, not a curated record. The transcript is spliced from 2 exons. Bases 41 to 289 code for a protein of 82 amino acids.
UCUGAACUUUCAAAAUCAGUCUAAACCCUUCCAAGGCAAAAUGAAGAUUUCCUUAGCUGUUAUUGGACUUUUCCUGGCUUUCUUCUGCAGUUCGCAAGUCAUUACCUCAGCUUUUUUCUUUGAAAGGCCGUCAACCAUUUUCUGCACUUUUUUUCCCGAUUUCAUUUUGUGUCCCAGCAAGGACAAGGGCUCAGAUGGAUCUGGUUCUGGUGGAUCAGGAGGAUCGAGUGGUGGAAAUGGAACUGCAGCUCCUGGAAAUGGAACUGCUGGUAACUCCACCAACUUGUAGUACCACCUGAACUAUUCGAUUGAUCUGAAAAUCAAAGGUUUCCUGGCUUCAUGUAUAUUAUUGUGAAAUUUAUCCCUUACUUUUUGCGCCUGGCAUGCCAAUUCCCCUAAUAAACACUUUCCGAAUAUAAAAUUGCAAAAA